AUGGCGGCUGGGAAGAUGUGCAUGAGGAAGAACAAGGAGGCAGCUGCUGAGUGGGCAGGGUUGUUUAUGAGCGACCUAAAAACCCAGCAGGAGUCCCUGGUCUUUGUCAAGAGGAUGAUGGCUGUGGCUGUCUCCUCCAUCACCUACCUAAGAGGGAUUUUCCCGGAGGACGCCUACAGAUCCAGAUAUCUGGAAGAUUUGUGCAUCAAAGUUUUGCGUGAGGACUGCAACACCCCUGGUGCCAGCAAAGUUGUGAAAUGGAUGAUGGGCUGCUUUGACGCAUUGCAGAAGCAGUAUCUCCAGAUUGUGUUUAUUGGGGUGUACACCAAUCCAGAAGAGCCUAAUUGCAUUAUUGAGUCCUACCAGUUCAAAUUCAAAUACACUGAGAAGGGGCCAGAGAUGGAUGUACUCAGGAGUGAUGGUGCGGAGAUGCAGGUCACAUUGGAGGACACAAAGAGAGCCUCUGUGCUGCUCAUCAGGAAGCUCUUCCUGCUUAUGCAGAACUUGGAUGUCCUUCCCAACAACGUCUACCUCACCAUGAAGCUCUACUAUUACGAUGAUGUCACGCCUGCUGACUACGAGCCACCAGGCUUCAAGGAAGGAGAAUGUGACAGUCUAUGGUUUGAGGGCACGGCCGUGAACUUCAAGGUGGGUGAGGUCCAGACCGCCUUCCACACCCUGCGGGUGCGCGUGUCGGCCGAGCAAGGACGCCUGGAGAAGCUUCAGGAGGGUAACCACUUGAGGGAGACCAAGCAGGUUUGUCAGAGAAUUCCUCCAGAGAGAGAAAUGAUGACGGUGGGUCCAAAGAGGUUAAAUUAUGAUUGUCUGUCUGUGAACACCUUGUUACAGGUUCCUUGCACGAAAAUAUAUCGAGAAGGCGAUUUACCUUCUGAAGACGAGUCGGCACAGUUCAAGAAACCCACAAGACCUUUGGCAAAGGUACAGUUGUGCUCAAGGCAGGGUACACACACUUUGAAUAAAUCAUAAGAGAUUAGAGAUUGAGUUGUAGCUGGAUGUCAUGCAAACUGCACAGGUGAUUAUUUUAUAAUGAUUUUUGUCUGUCUUAGAGGAAUGCAGCUGCCAAAAGACAGACGAGGAAGAAAAGAAUUUAGUCUCAACAUUACACAAAACACAUAAUGUCAGCAAUGUUAACACAAAAAUGAACUGUCUUAAUUUUAUUGAAACAUUGUUUAAUGUUAUGGUACAAUUUACUUGAACAAUACAUGUGUUAGACAGUUUCCGUACCUAAAUAAUUAAUAACCCAGUAGGCAGGAUGUUGUUGCCACAGUUCUAAUUUAAACAUUGUAUGAAAAGUUUACAGGAAGUGUAUAAUCUAGAUUAUUAAUGAAAUUGGUUAAAAAGUGCUUCAUUAUUUAUUAAUGUGUGUUUAUAAAAAAAUAUUGAUGUGUACUGUUCAUGAAAUAAAGCUUAACUUGUAAACAUUUUAGAUUUUUUUGUACAACUGUAAAAAAAAUUAUUUUUCUGCACACAGACUUAAAAAAAAAAAGCAGGAAGGUAGUGCAAAUCAUUUAACACAAUACAUGACUCACAUCUAUGUUGCAGCAGCUGAAAUUAAUCAAG
This is a messenger RNA of Scomber scombrus (Atlantic mackerel), 1581 nucleotides long. RefSeq names its product zebrafish testis-expressed 38 (gene zte38). The record is from RefSeq and is a predicted model, not a curated record. The transcript is spliced from 11 exons. Bases 1 to 987 code for a protein of 328 amino acids. NCBI's taxonomy places the organism in Eukaryota, Metazoa, Chordata, Actinopteri, Scombriformes, Scombridae.